Zophobas morio is the source of this 1817-nucleotide messenger RNA. Its product is annotated as nuclear apoptosis-inducing factor 1-like. The record is from RefSeq and is a predicted model, not a curated record. The transcript is spliced from 2 exons. Gene Ontology annotation, cellular component: nucleus. The coding region runs from base 49 to 495 and encodes 148 amino acids. Lineage: Eukaryota; Metazoa; Arthropoda; Insecta; Coleoptera; Tenebrionidae.
CGGGUGUUGUGUUUGUGUUGUUUAUUUUAUUUACUAUUGUGACUGAAAAUGUCUCAGAAGUCAAACCAGAAAAGCAAGGUACCACGGAGGAAGAGGGCCUCAAAUUUCACAGAGGGUGAGAUUGAAGUAUUGGUAACAGAGGUGGAGCAGAAACGGGCGACAUUAUUUGGACCCCUUAAGGGUCCAAAAUUGACCCAGUACCAUCGGGAUGUCGCCUGGAACGCAGUGUUGGACUGUGUCAAUGCGGUGGCCCCAGUCCGGAGGAGCCUCGAAGACAUUAAAAACAAAUUUCGAGAUCUGAAACACCGUACGAAACAGAAGGCCAAUACUUUUAAGCGCGAGGCACGAAAGACCGGUGGGGGUGAAAACGAAGCUCCUCCACUGUCUGAUGUGGAUUUGAAGGUGGUGUCCUUUAUUGGGGAGGAGAGCAUUGAGGGCAUCCAUGGAGGCAUUGACACUUAUCGAGAACAGGGUAAGUAUAUACUUUCUUAUUGAUGUUACUUUUUUCAGGUAGGCCCUUACAAAUCAACAUCAAUAGCGUUGUUUACAAGCCUGCCUUUUUCUGAAAUGCAACUCAAAAAACAUUCUUGCAGCAGCCUUCUUUUAUAAUUUUUUUAAAACAGCAAGUUUGGCUUUAAAAUUUUUACGUAUAAAAGACUUAAAUCACUUGAAUUUGUUGAAUAUGAUGUAUUCAAACAAUGAAAAAACGAAUAUGAUUGUCAUGAACAGGAUGUUCAUUUUAUCUGUUCACAUGCUAUUAAUAUAGGGAAAGUGCGACAAAAAUUUUGAUGCUGCUGUUCGCCUCUACGCCAGGCAGUAUCCCAAUAGAAGAACUCCCUCAAAUCAAGCGUUUAGAAAACUUGAAAAAAAUUUACGAGAAUUUGGGCAAUUAAAAAAAAUUAAGUUAGAAAUCGAACUGUAACAACGCCGGGUAAUAAAGCUGUUCUAAUUGAAAUUGUAGCAGAAAAUCCCCACGUGAGUUAAAGACAGAUUGCAAGACAAAAGGUGAUUAGUUUGGGUUCGGUUUUCAACAUCUUAAAGGCAAACCGAUUUCAUACCUACCAUGUGACAAUUGUCCAAUAUUUAACAGAACGCGCUUUUAUCCGACGGUUAGUGUUUUGCGAAUUCGUGAGGGCUCAAUUUCGAGACAAUCAAGAUUUUUUUAUUUAACGUUUUGUUUACGAAUGAAACCACAUUUACCAAUAACGGGGAUGUAAACAGACACAACUCGCAUUACUAUGCCCAGCAAAAUCCAAAGUUAAUCCUUGGUGUGGAAUUGUUGGUAACCACGUCAUUGGUCCACAUUUUUUUGAAGGAAAUUUAAACGGACCUAUGUAUCUAAAUGUUUUAAAGAAUAUUUUACCUGAACUGUUGGAAAACGUAGAGUUAGACAUACGAAGAAUAAUUUGGUUUCAAAAUGAUGGCGCUCCCGCUCAUUAUUAUCAGAGAGACGUUAGGAACUAUUUACACAGAGCGUUUGGGCCAAGACUUAUUGCUAGAGAAGAAGAGUACACUUGGUCUGCACGGAGUCCUGAUCUAACGCCAUUAGAUUUUCUUCUUUGGGGGAAUGUGAAAAAUGACGUUUAUAGUCUCCCAAUCGAAAAUGAAAACCACUUACGUGAAAGGAUAAUAGCGUCAUGCAGAUCUAUAACUCUCGACAUGUUAGAGCUCGUAGAAAUUUUAAACGUAGGAUAGGACUUUGUGAAGAUAGUGGAGGCAGGCACCAUUAAACCGAAAACCAUAAACGAAAGCUGUGCAAUGUAUUUUGGGUUGCGUUUUAAAUUCAUUUUAGCUCAUCACUUAUGGACAAUCCAGUA